This is a messenger RNA of Oncorhynchus mykiss (rainbow trout), 3786 nucleotides long. The record is from RefSeq and is a predicted model, not a curated record. Lineage: Eukaryota; Metazoa; Chordata; Actinopteri; Salmoniformes; Salmonidae.
CUUGCUGCUAAAAAAAAACAAUUUUGGACUAGUUUUCAGUUAUUUGUGGGCUGGUUUUGAGUGGUCAUUGAUAUCUAUACAUGUGUUAGACCUGGAGGGGGCUGGCAACCCUGAUCACGCAUGCGCUAAAAGUUACAAGAUGGCGGAGAGUGCGCAACUGAAGCAAAUGGUGAUGAGCCUUCGUGUUUCAGAGCUACAAGUGUUACUAGGCUACGCAGGACGCAACAAACACGGCCGCAAACAUCAACUGUUGACCAAAGCCCUGCACCUCCUUAAGGCCGGCUGCAGCCCCGCUGUCCAGAUGAAGGUGAAGGAGCUGUACAGACGCCGCUUCCCCGCCAAGAUGCUGUCUCCGGUGGAUCUGGCCCUGCCCAGUGUCCACUCCACCUCCAGCCUGCCCGGAGGCCUCACCUCGCUGGGGUUCGACAGCCACGGAUCCCCCUCGCCUGGCUCUCUGCUGGUGCCCAAACACGAGCUGGGCCUUCACCCCGUACACCCUGACGUGAAGCUCCAGAGGCUGCCCUUCUACGACAUGUUGGAUGAGCUCAUCAAACCCACCAGCCUGGCCUCAGACAACAGUCAGCGGUUUCAGGAGACGUGUUAUGCCUUUGCGUUGACGCCCCAGCAGGUCCAGCAGAUCAGCAGCUCCAUGGACAUCUCUGGGACCAAGUGUGACUUUGCGGUGCAGGUUCAGUUAAGGUUUUGUUUGUCAGAGACGAGCUGUGCCCAGGAGGAUCAUUUCCCGUCCAACCUGUGUGUGAAAGUCAACAGCAAGCCCUGCAACCUCCCGAGCUACCUUCCUCCAACCAAAAACGGAGUGGAACCCAAACGGCCGAGUCGCCCCAUCAACAUCACGUCACUGGUCAGACUGUCCACCACAGUGCCCAACACUAUCGUGGUGUCGUGGACCUCAGAGAUAGGCAGGAAUUUCUCCAUGGCAGUCUACCUGGCGAGACAGCAGACAUCCACAACCCUGCUACAGAGACUACGAGCCAAAGGCAUCCGCAACCCAGACCACUCCAGAGCUCUCAUCAAAGAGAAGUUAACAGCUGACCCGGACAGUGAGAUUGCGACCACCAGUCUACGAGUCUCUCUGCUCUGUCCGCUGGGGAAGAUGCGUCUGAUGAUCCCGUGCAGAGCGCUGACGUGUUCCCACCUCCAGUGUUUCGACGCUACGCUUUACAUCCAGAUGAAUGAGAAGAAACCCACGUGGGUGUGUCCUGUCUGUGAUCAGAAGGCCCCCUACCAACACCUCAUCAUCGACGGGUUGUUCAUGGAGAUCCUGAACAGCUGUGAGGACUGUGAUGAGAUCCAGUUUAAAGAGGACGGGAACUGGUAUCCCAUGAGGUCGAAGAAGGAGGUCACAGAGGUAUCUGCUUCAUUCAACGGCGAUGGCGAGUCGUGUCGGACAGUAGAAUCGGAGCCCCACAGGAACAGCUCAUCCCACAGCAGUACCAAUAAGGUGGUGGUGAUUGAUCUGACUCUGGACAGCUCUUCGGACGACGAUCUGGACGAUGAGCCUCCUCUCAAGAGACCCUGUCCCUCCUCCUCCUCCUUGUCCCCUGCCUCACCGCCUAUCAGCAAGGGCGUGUUGAACCUCCACAGCCAGGUAUCUCCGGUGGCCAGAGCUCCCAGCAUGCCUCCUGUUGAGACCAGCUAUAUCCCCCCUCCACCCCCCCUCAUACAGGACUACAGCCACUACUACCACACCCCCAAUGACCUGGACCUCAACUUCUUCUCAUUCCUCCAGGGAGACAACCAUCAGCAUUACAACAUGGUGAUGGCCGCAGCUGCGGCGGCCUCAGCCUCCGAUGACCACGACUUGCUCCUGAACCGCUUCCUGCCCUAUAGCUCCUCCCAGAUGUUCCUGGACCAAUCAGGGACCCCCGGCGGUGUGAGCAGCGCCCUGGCAGCAGCCAACGGGGGCAGCAACAGCGGUAGCAGCUCCAGUCUGGUGUCGUCAAGUAGUUUGAGAGAGAGGGAUCGGGAUAGGGAAAGGGACAGCAGGUCGAACGCAGUGGCGACAGUCAUAUAUGGCUCCGUACCAGACGUGAUCUCACUAGACUGAAGGGAUGGGGCAUCUGUCCGUACAGAACCGGCGGGAAAAACAACUGGAGGGAGAAAAUAGAAACCGGAGUUUUGUUUUGUAAAUAGACAACUAAAAGGGAAAGAAACAGUGCUAUGUACAGAGAGGAAAAAAUAUCUAUUUUAAAUGUUACCGUAAACAAAAUCCUGAUGAUGAUGAGUAACUUCAAUUGAUUUUUUUUUUUUUUUUUUUCUUCUUCUGUGGUUUUUUAAAAAACAGCCUCGUCACGUUUUCCCCGUUUUGAUUAUAUGAUAUUAUAUAUGACCUUUUUGUACUUCGUUUUCACUGUUUUUAUUUCAAUAUUUACCCCCUGUCAACGGCAUUAUUUCUUGUCUCAAAACGCGUGUUUUUACUGCGCUUCGGCGCGAAAAGAGAAUCUGUCCGUUUUUUUUUUUUUUCUGUUUUCGUCAUCACUGUGGAUUGUAUUUUCUGUCAAAACAUUCUGUGGUCAAAUUCUAUUGUAUUUCUUUUAUUAUUUUCAAGGUAUUAUUUAUGAUGCUUUUAAGUUAUGUUAGAUCAAUGUGUGCCGUUUUUUAAAAAGCAUUGCUUCUUCUUUUCUCUCCCCCCCCACCACCUCCCUCUACAUGUUAUUGUUGUCGCUAGGAUUACACAGGCUAGCCUGGAUACCAAGUCUGUUUGUGCCAUCAUUCCACUCCUCGUCAUGACCAAACAAUAAGUGGUUGAGGAGUGGAAUGAUGGCACAAACUGACUGGCACCCAGGCUAUGCACGGGCUGGUUAUAGAUCCACUACUGUGGUUGAGGAGUGGAAUGAUGGCACAAACUGACUGGCACCCAGGCUAUACACGGGCUGGUUAUAGAUCCACUACUGUGGUUGAGGAGUGGAAUGAUGGCACAAACUGACUGGCACCCAGGCUAUACACGGGCUGGUUAUAGAUCCACUACUGUGGUUGAGGAGUGGAAUGAUGGCACAAACUGACUGGCACCCAGGCUAUACACGGGCUGGUUAUAGAUCCACUACUGUGGUUGAGGAGUGGAAUGAUGGCACAAACUGACUGGCACCCAGGCUAUACACGGGCUGGUUAUAUACUACUGUGGGUUGUCUGGUUUGUGCUCCUCUCUCAUCUCUAUUUGGCUGAGGAAACCUUAUUUUCCUGCCGAGUUCAUCUUGUAGUUGUUUUCACGUAAGAAAUACCAUGCUGUAUUGUCUGGUAAAAAUAGUGUUGAAAUAGCCGCCGUGCGUCCAUUUUGGGGGAUAAGGAAGACAUAAUAUGAUUUUAAUUCAGUUUAUUAUUAUAUUAAAUGGAAGCAUUUUACCUUUUCAUGCAAGGUGCAUCUUCCAUUCAACACUAUUUUUACCAGACAAUACAGCAUGGUAUUUCUUACGUGAAAACAACUACAAGAUGAACUCGGCAGGAAAAUAAGGUUUCCUCAGCCAAAUAGAGAUGAGAGAGGAGCACAAACCAGACAACCCACAGUAGUGGAUCUAUAACCAGCCCGUGUAUAGCCUGGGUGCCAGUCAGUUUGUGCCAUCAUUCCACUUUCUCACUAUUCACAAACAACCCACAGUAGUGGAUCUAUAACCAGCCCGUGUAUAGCCUGGGUGCCAGUCAGUUUGUGCCAUCAUUCCACUUUCUCACUAUUCACAAACGUUGUUUUUUUGUUGUUGUUGAAUAAAACAUACUUUUUUAAAUGCUUUGGAGAUGGGAUCUGUAACACUCACUCCUUGAAGUGUCUCCCAA